AUACAGCAGGUACAGUCGAUUUGAACAUGAAGCCAUACGCUCUUAUUAAUUUCCUGCUCGUUUGCAGUGUCAACGGUUUUAAGAUCUCUAAAGACAGCGAUAAUGGGUUUAGUCUCGAGAGCAAAGAGUCCGAGAUAAGUGAUCUUAUGGAUGGUGCAGUGAUUGAUGAUAAUGGCAAUUUAGUGAAAAUUGACUUAACCGACAAUGACGAUGAAACUGAAGAAGAAACGAAGAAGGAUUUGCAUAAUCGCGUGUUCUUCUAUCUAUAUACGAAAGCUACUCCAAAUAAUCCGGAAAAAUUAUAUCUCGAUGACCUCAAAGCAUUAAAAAAAAGCCACUUUAAUUCAAUGAAACCGACAAAAUUUGUUACACAUGGAUGGGUAAACUCUCACGAUAGUAAAGCAAUCAAGAUGGUCCGUGAUGCAUACAUCAAAAGCGAAGAUUGUAAUGUCAUUGUGAUCGACUGGAGCACGAUAUCAAUUAGGCCCUAUCUCUGGGCUAGCAGGCGUGUGGUAAUGGUCGCGCAAUACACUUCCCGCAUGAUCGAUUUCCUUCAGAAGCAAGGAAUGAAUUUAUCAAAAGUAACCAUUGUCGGCCAUUCUCUUGGUGGUCAUGUAGCCGGUUUAUCAGCUCACUAUGCUAAAGGCACAGUAGCUUAUGUUGUCGCUUUAGACCCCGCUCUUCCCAAUUUCGUUCACGCCGGCAGGGGUGCUAGGGUUUCCAAGGGGGACGCUUUGUACGUGGAGGUGAUUCACACGAACGCGGGUGUACUCGGUUACAACACCUCGAUCGGGGACAUCGACUUCUAUCCAAAUGGUGGCACCUCGCAGGUUGGUUGCGUCGUGGACGUAGGCGGCGUUUGUUCUCAUCCACGAUCGUUUGAGUACUUCGCGGAAUCUAUCAACUCCAAAGUGAAAUUUUGGGGGCUGAACUGCAACAGCUACAACAAUUUCCUCAAAGGUGCCUGCAGAUCGAAUGCCAGAGCUAUUAUGGGAGGCCUAAAAACAAGUUUCAAUGACAAAGGAACGUAUUUCUUAAAAACAAACUCGAGAUCACCGUUCGCUCAGGGUGCCAUUUAAAUUGGAGCAUUAAUCGUGAAUGAACGUCAGUGACGUGUUAUAAAAGAAAGAACGAGUAAUUACAGCUUGAAAUACAUUAAUGUUUAUUUAGUUCACGAAUAGUUCGAAAUUGGAUUAGAUACGUAGAUUUGAAUGAUAUGUAUCCGUUUGAAAACAAUUUCGUGGGUCUCAUUUUUAUGAGAAGAAGUGAUAAUAUUUGAAAAGUAUUUGCUAUAGAGUAACUCUUAAAUUGACACUUUAAAGUUCCGUUUAGAACAUUUAAAUUGUAACACUAACUCGUAAAACUUUUGGGUGGAAAGCAAUAUUGUUAUUCCGACAAUAUUACACAAUGAAGUGAAAGUGUUCCAUCAAGAUCUACUAACAGUAACCAUAGAAUAUUCUACCGAGAAAUAAGAAAUUACCUGUACAUACUAUUUCUAUGUAAUAUCAUUAUAUAUGUAUAAUAUAAUUUUAUUAGAUAUUGUAAAUAAUGUAUAAAAAUGAAGAUAAUAU
Messenger RNA from Nomia melanderi (Alkali bee), 1571 nucleotides. Its product is annotated as pancreatic triacylglycerol lipase-like. Gene Ontology annotation, biological process: lipid catabolic process. The record is from RefSeq and is a predicted model, not a curated record. Gene Ontology annotation, molecular function: lipase activity; serine hydrolase activity. NCBI's taxonomy places the organism in Eukaryota, Metazoa, Arthropoda, Insecta, Hymenoptera, Halictidae.